Molecule: messenger RNA, 853 nt
Organism: Raphanus sativus (radish)
Lineage: Eukaryota; Viridiplantae; Streptophyta; Magnoliopsida; Brassicales; Brassicaceae
Product: cysteine-rich receptor-like protein kinase 38
Exons: 4
Coding region: 241-783 (180 amino acids)
Biological process (GO): protein phosphorylation
Molecular function (GO): ATP binding; protein kinase activity
Source: RefSeq, a predicted model, not a curated record
GUUAAGCUUCUAGGUUUUUGUAGUGAAGGAGAAGAAGAUAUUCUUAUCUACGAGCAUGUGUCUAAUUCAAGUCUUGAUCACUUCAUAUUCGAUGAAGAGAAGCGUGUGCUACUAACAUGGAAUGUGAGGUACAGAAUCAUUGAAGGAGUUGCUCGAGGUCUUCUUUAUCUACACGAAGAUUCUCAGCUAAGGAUUAUACACCGAGACUUGAAGGCGAGCAACAUUCUUUUAGAUGCUGAGAUGAACCCUAAAGUUUCAGACUUUGGGAUGGCGAGGUUAUUUAACAUGGACCAGACUAAAGGAGUGACAAGGAGGCGCGUUGGAACCUUGGGCUAUAUGGCUCCUGAGUACGUUAAGAACGGAAGAUUUUCAGCCAAAACAGACGUUUACAGUUUUGGGGUUGUGCUUUUGGAGAUGAUAACCGGUCAAAGUAAUAAGAACUACUUUGAAUCCUUGGGGCUACCCGCAUAUGCUUGGAAGUGUUGGGUUGCCGGCGAGGCUGCGAGUAUCAUUGAUCCUGUUUUGAGUAGGACCCCGACAAAUGAAAUCCUUAGAUUCAUCCACAUUGGUUUGCUGUGCGUUCAAGAGAAUGUUACAAAGAGACCAACCAUGAGUUUGGUUAUUCAAUGGCUUGGUAGUGACACUAUCGUGAUUCCUUUACCUACCAUUGCUGCUUUCACCACGACUGAGUUGCAUAAAACCGAUGCAAUGAAUCAAGCCAAAGGUGAAGUUGGUACUCUGUCAUUGAACAAGUUAUCAGUCAGCGAGUUAAGUCCUCGUUGAAUCGAAGACCUCUAUGUGAACUCAUGCAUACAUGUAAUGAUUAAUCUUUAAAAUACAUUAAAAGAACAUU